This is a messenger RNA of Brugia pahangi, 1929 nucleotides long. NCBI's taxonomy places the organism in Eukaryota, Metazoa, Nematoda, Chromadorea, Rhabditida, Onchocercidae. The record is from the annotation of a GenBank genome assembly.
AUGUUGAGCGAGUGGCGUGGUCCAACCAUAUCGGUUCGUGCGCUUACGAGCUAUGAAAUUUCGGAUGAGCUCUGUCGUCGGCAGCUCCAGGUGUUGGAACGUCGGUAUGGUGGCCGUCUGCGCGCUCAUACAGCUGCUACACGAAUACAGCGAGCAUUUCGUCAGUCUUGUUUAUUGAAACAGUGGAAACAUCUCGUAUUACCAAUCCAAAAUAAUGCAGUGUAUUCCAAAAAUGAUGACAGGCUGAAGCAUGAUACAUCUUUGGUUGCAUCUAGUGCUCUAGCAUGUCUUGAUCGACAUUCCAUUAUACCAGUUAGGUCAAAGAAUCCAUCUUCACGCAUUAAGAUACCUGUACCGGAACGAGGCUGUAAAGUACCGCUGGCGGUUGCAGAAAAUAUUGGAAGCGCCAGAUUUGACAGUAACUCACUUCAUCGUUCUGCAGUGGAAUGUUUGUCGCCUCGACUUUCCCAAAGAAGGAUCGUGACAAAUAUGGCACAUCCAGCAUCACAUGUUUGGCUUCCCCGUUCAUCAGCAGUUACCGGACGUAGCAGUCAUUCAAAUUCUCUUCCUCGUCUCGACAAACAUGCAACACCAUCUCAGGCAGUCAGCAUUUCAUCGAAUGCUCAUGCAGUACCAGAUCAACGAAGAAGACGUCAGUACAGAAUAGCGCUUAAUUUCUUUAAUAAGAAACCUACGCGUGGUGUGCAAUAUCUCAUUGAGUGGGGUUUUGUUGAAGACAGUUCUCUCGCUAUUGCUAAUUUGUUAUUGCAUCGUCGGGGUUUAAGUAAACAAAUGAUUGGUGAAUACAUUGGACACUUGCACAAUCCUUUUCAGUCCUCUGUUCUCAGUCAUUUCGUUGAUCAAAUUGAUUUACAUGGGAUGGAACUAGAUAUUGCUCUUAGGCACACACUUUCGUUUUUUCGCCUUCCAGGCGAAGCGCAGAAAAUCGAGAGAAUUAUGCAGGUGUUUUCUGCACGUUAUGCCGUAUGCAAUCCCGACAAGGUUACACUUUUUCACAGUGGUGACACAAUAUUCAUCCUGGCAUUUGCCAUUGUUAUGCUGAACACAGAUCUUCAUUCGCCUAAUAUCAAACCAUCACUGAAAAUGAAAGUGGGAGAUUUCAUCAAUAAUUUACGUGGAAUUGAUGGAGGAUACGACAUUGACAGAUCACUAUUGGUUCGGAUUUACCGCCGUAUUCGUGAUUCGCCAUUUAGCGCUGGGUCAGAUCAUGUAUCGCAAGUUAUAGUGGUUGAUCAAAGUAUGGUUGGUAAGGAGAAACCAAACUUGGUCGAACCACAUCGUCGGCUUGUUUGUUACUGCCGUUUGAACCAGAUUAUCGAUCGUAACAAGCGACAACCAUCCAAUGCUCAUCAACGCGAAGUUUUUUUGUUCAACGACCUUUUGUUGAUUGCAAAAAUGGCUUCAAAGAGAAAAUCAUGUUGCCAGUACGUGUUGCGCACGUGGAUGAUGCUUCUUGGAGUACGUGUUAGCAUGUUUGAGACUUCUUUUUACGAUUAUGGUAUUAUGAUCACACUGCCUGACGGACAGGAAAUUUUUUUCAACUCGAAAAAUGAUGACGACAGACAUCGGUUUGUGGCAGAUGUAAAAGAGUCAGUAGCCGAGUGUGCGGAAAUGGAAGCAGUAAGGAUUGAUGCCGAAUUGGACAAGCAUUCGUUGAUUAGUCGUAGCGACGGACCACGUGAACGAGAUUCGGGUUUAUCCGAGAUAGAAGGCAAUACGUCGAACAGCAUCGUUAAUACAUCACCCAACACACCCCAGCAAGCUUUAAAUUUAUCUUCCAUACGUCGUCUUAGUUUUAAUUCAUUCGAUAGUGGAGUUAUUGACGAAAGUUGUGAGUCGUUUUCUCACUCAGGUCUCUCAUCCGUAACACCUUUCUACUCUUCGAAACGUUUGGAAGCUGCUAUAUGA